Molecule: messenger RNA, 1872 nt
Organism: [Torrubiella] hemipterigena
Lineage: Eukaryota; Fungi; Ascomycota; Sordariomycetes; Hypocreales; Clavicipitaceae
Source: the annotation of a GenBank genome assembly
AUGUCUGAGCCUGAACAGUGCAUCAUAUGUUUAGAUCCCUUACCUACUCCUUCGACCGCUGACGACGGUCAAUCACAACAACCCGCAUCGACUUCAUCAGCUGCUGCCGAUAUCGUCGACCCUAUUGCUGAGAAUCCGGCCCAUCUCAACAUAAUCGCCUCUCUAGACGGCUGCGAACACGUUAUUCACGAUGCAUGUAUCCGAUCUUGGGCCCAAAAGACCAAUACAUGCCCCAUCUGCCGCACCCCGUUCCAUUCAGUUCGCGUCUACAAUGGCCUCGACGGGACUGCGAUCGAAACCUACACGGUUCAGGAUAAGAAACAGGUAGCCGAGUUCGAUGUGCAGCAGUGGCUAGGUGAAAAUCCGGACGAGGUCGAAGAAGAAACCGUCCCUUGUCCUGUUUGUAACUCUGCUGAACACGAAGAUGUCCUGCUACUCUGUGAUAGCUGCGAUGCGGCAUACCAUACGCACUGUAUCGGACUCGAAAAUAUUCCCGACGGCGACUGGUACUGCAUGGAAUGUGCCCAUCUUUUUCAGUUGCCCGAAGAACCAGAAUCUCCAGAAGUUGGUCAAACAUACUCUCGCCCUCAGGCCGUCCGGCGUCCAGUUCCCCGCCAGCAACGUGGUUUACGCGCUCGAACCCGUGCUCGCCUCCGUACUGCCCGCCGUCAAGCAAGAUGGCAGGGCCCAUGGGAUCAGUUUACCGGUCGUUUCUAUGAAAUGACAGAAGUCGACCUCGAUAAUUAUGAUGACGAGGACGAGGAUCUCGAAAGUUUCAGACGGCUUGUACAACUCGAUCGUCGCGAACUUCAAAGAUGGCAACAACGAAUGAACAUUGCACAACGGCUGGGUGCCAGAGAUACCUUCGCCAAUACUCUCCCUCCUCAAAUUAGCCAAAGAUUACAGGCAGUACCAACUUUGACGCCGCCACCUAUCCAAGAAACCCGGGAUGAAAGAAGAGCAUGGGGUGCAUUCGAGUCUGUUCGGGAUACGGAUGCUCCCGCUGGCCCUCAGGUCCGCAAACGAAAAGCUCGGUCUGUAACCGCAUCCCCAAUUGAGCCUGUUCAAGAACCAGAAAGGAAAUUGAAGCGUCCUCGCACACGGCGAUUGCCCAUAGUGAAUGGCGAGGCAUCUACGUCGGCAUCCUCCCCAGCGCCAGUUAUGCCUGCUUUAGGAGGACCGUCCACCGUCCGGGCCGCCACUGCUACACCUCGCGUCGAGAGAGAGACCACUGGUCCAGCUUUGGUUUCUGCUCUAUUGAAAGAGCUGGAACCAAAUGCACAGUCUGAAGCAGAGGAUGAACCAUCUGCCAUCCAGUUACCAUGGCGAGGUGUUCCUGACGGCUCAUCACCCGCUAUAUCUCCUUCACCUUCCAAUCACAGCAGCCCUAGGGCACUAUCACUGACACCGCCACCCCUUCCUAGAGGCCGGCCAACAUCACCCACUCUCUCACUUAGCACACAUAUUGAGCCCAUGUAUCCACCUGCAAACUAUUCGCCCAACAGAUAUAGUAGCGAUCAUAGUGAUUCCGAAUCACGACUUCCAAUUCACGAUGGCCCUCCAUUGGAGCUACGCCAACCUCGUCCACGACGUCCACAUCAAAUACCAUCACGCACUGCAGAUAGCUCACCUACCCGAAUGACAAUGACACAAGAGGAGAAGAGAAACAUCAACGAUAUUGUCAAGACUGCCUUACGCCCACAUUGGCAUGCUCAAAAGCUCACCACAGAACAAUAUGCUGCCAUCAACCGAGAUAUCUCGCGAAAACUUUACGAGGAGAUAAAGGGGGCAUUUAAUGAAAAUUCCAAACGGCAAUACGAAAAACGAGCCACUCAGGCUGUUGCUCAAGCUGUGGCUGAGCUGUCAGCUUGA